This is a messenger RNA of Phytophthora sojae, 2097 nucleotides long. RefSeq lists its product as hypothetical. The record is from RefSeq and is a predicted model, not a curated record. Gene Ontology annotation, molecular function: metal ion binding; protein binding. Lineage: Eukaryota; Oomycota; Peronosporomycetes; Peronosporales; Peronosporaceae. The transcript has a single exon. The coding region runs from base 1 to 2097 and encodes 698 amino acids.
AUGUACUCCAUGUUCCCCAUGGUGGAGAAGUCGUACCGCGUCAACAUCACGGACGAGAUCGAGCGCGACUUGCGUUUCCUGGGGCAGUCGCGCGUGGACGCGCUCACGUCUCCGUUCGCCAUGAAGCUCCUGAAGGAGAAGGGCGGCGUCAAGCUCUACGAACUGUGCGAGAAGGAGUUCUACACCAUGAAGGCCGUCACGACGGUGCACGCGCCGAUCCAGGAAGUCAUGCACAUGCUCCGGAUGGACACGACGUCGCAACUACGGGAGACCAUGGGCGAGAUCUUCGGCACGCUCUUCCUCGACGGCGUCGUGCUCUACAAGAAGCCGGACUCGCCCACGCGGUCGAACGAGGGUCUCUCCGUCAGCUGGACAGCGCUGCAGGCGUCCAAGCCCAACCUGCCUCACAGAGACUACGUGUUCCUGAGGUAUAGCGACGUCUUCGAGAAGAACUUGGAGCACGGCAGCUUGUACCAGAACAACGGCUCGGGGCUUUACAUCGGCGCCUCCAUUUGGGAAUCUAUCGAGCUCGACGGCUGCGAGCCGCUGCCUCCCUCUCAGAACGUGGUGCGUCUGCGUCUUCGUCGCUCGGGUAUUGUCGUGGAGGAGACUGCACACGAUGGCCCGCUGGAGAUCUCAUUGUUUCUGUCCGAGAGUCACCCGGGCCGUGACGCUGUGUCCACGCUCACCCGCUCGUGGAUGACCAAGGUCGUGAGCUGCGUCUCCCAGAUCUCGAACGCGCUGCUGACGCGAGCUUUGGGCUCGCAGAGCCUUCUCACCAAGCGCGACUUCCGCAAGAACGGCCCGAACUGCCACCUGUGCCUCAAAGCCUUCAGCGUCUUCCGUCGCAAGCACCACUGCCGCGUAUGCGGCGACGUCGUGUGCAGCAGUUGUUCCGAGAUGAAGACAAUCCGCCAGGCCAGUUGCAACCGCGAGGUGCGGCUGUGCAACUCAUGCCGCACUGCCAGCACCACGUCGAUCCUGUCGUCCAACAGCGGCUCCAACUCGAACUCCGUGUCGCUCACCACCGGAAGCCAUCGCAGUCUGGCGAGUUUCUCCAGCUCGUUCGACGGCCACGAGCUGGAGGCCAGCAACAUUUCGCUGUCUGGCAGCACGGCCAACCUGUCCGAGGUUUACAGCGAGACGGCACGCCCUAAGACGCACCCGUUGAAGAGCAAUGGAUCGUUCCGCCGCCAGCGCUCCACCGAUAGUCCAGUGCUCAACCCAGCCAGCGAGUUCAGCCGAGGCGGCAACAGCCCAGACAAGCUCGACGACUUCGACACAAUCUCCGAGUUCUCCGAGUUCAGCGAGUUCCACUGGAACGACGAGGUGACUCGGCCAAGCGUCGAUGAGCUGGCCCACCUUGAAAAGAAGCUCACCGUGCGGGCCAACACGCCAUUCAACUACGCCCUGAGCUACAGCAGUCGGCAGGAGUGGCCCAAGGCGCCAAUUCCAGCGGAGGAGGCUGAACGACUCCAGAAGGUGCGCUCACUGCACUUGGCCGACCCCGGCAGGCAGUUCCAGGACAUGUGCGAGUACGCUGCGGCCGAGCUGGGCUGCCAGAUCGCGGCAAUCAGCUUCAUCGGUGACAAGAGCGGCUUCCUCAUGGCCCGAGUGGGGCUGGACAAACGCGAGCUACCGCGCAACGUGCUGAUGGACGCCCACGCCAUCAUGUCCACAGAGCCCACGGUCAUCCUGGACGCGACGGAGGAUCUGCGCUUCGCCAGCAACCCGCUGGUAGCUGACGGUCGAGUGCGGUUCUUCGCGGGCUUCCCCAUGGUCACAUCCGAUGGGCACAUCGUGGGCUCCUUCAGCGUGGCCGACCCGUUCGCGCGCGAGCUGCUGCCUGGAGACAAGUACCUGUUCCUGCGCAACCUGGCCAACGUGGCGAUCCGCGGCGUCGAGCAGAACACGCUCAUGAGCAUUGCAGUACGGCGGGACGGCGGUAACGUGCACAAAGUCAAGUCGUCGAUCCGCGCGCCGCCGCCUCCAGGCAUGAACGCCGCCGACGCCGAGCUUACGAUGCAGGAGCUGCUGCGAACAGCCUACACGACGCAGUGCCAAGUCCGCAUGCAGGUGAACCCGCUGUCCGAGUGA